CGACGAGAGACCAGAGCGACAUCAGCGAUGGAGCGACACAGGGUGGAGCCAGGGAAAGUGGCUCAGCUGGUGGAGCCAGAGGAGCUGGUGGAGCCUGCAGAACCAGUGAUGCCUCUGGAGCUGGUAGAGCAGGUUGAACCGGUGGAGUCCGUCGAACUGACUCUAGCUGGCGACUCUGAAUCAAGAGUUUCCCAGGCCGCCGUCCCCAAACCAGAUCCUGUGGAUGAAACCAUCCACCUGCGUCCACAGGGCCUGGGGCUCUGGGCUGAGGGAUGUCGCGGGUGGUCUCUCGCUGGCGACUCUGAACACGUGCAGAGACGACGAGAGUCCAGAGCGACAGCAGCGAUGGAGCUACACAGGGUGGAGCCAGGGAAAGUGGCUCAGCUGGUGGAGCCAGAGGAGCUGGUGGAGCCUGCAGAACCAGUGAUGCCUCUGGAGCUGGUAGAGCAGGUUGAACCGGUGGAGUCCGUCGAACUGACUCUAGCUGGCGACUCUGAAUCAAGAGUUUCCCAGGCCGCCGUCCCCAAACCAGAUCCUGUGGAUGAAACCAUCCACCUGCGUCCACAGGGCCUGGGGCUCUGGGCUGAGGGAUGUCGUGGGUGGUCUCUCGCUGGCGACUCUGAACACGUGCAGAGACGACGAGAGGCCAGAGCGACAGCAGCGAUGGAGCGACACAGGGUGGAGCCAGGGAAAGUGGCUCAGCUGGUGGAGCCAGAGGAGCUGGUGGAGCCUGCAGAACCAGUGAUGCCUCUGGAGCUGGUAGAGCAGGUUGAACCGGUGGAGUCCGUCGAACUGACUCUAGCUGGCGACUCUGAAUCAAGAGUUUCCCAGGCCGCCGUCCCCAAACCAGAUCCUGUGGAUGAAACCAUCCACCUGCGUCCACAGGGCCUGGGGCUCUGGGCUGAGGGAUGUCGUGGGUGGUCUCUCGCUGGCGACUCUGAACAUGUGCAGAGACCACGAGCGUCCAGAGCGACAGCAGCGAUGGAGCGACACAGGAACCAGUGGUGCCACUGGAGCUGGUAG
Messenger RNA from Salarias fasciatus (jewelled blenny), 1023 nucleotides. RefSeq lists its product as uncharacterized. The record is from RefSeq and is a predicted model, not a curated record. Lineage: Eukaryota; Metazoa; Chordata; Actinopteri; Blenniiformes; Blenniidae. The coding region runs from base 28 to 1023 and encodes 331 amino acids. The transcript has 11 exons.